Molecule: messenger RNA, 1227 nt
Organism: Anastrepha obliqua
Lineage: Eukaryota; Metazoa; Arthropoda; Insecta; Diptera; Tephritidae
Exons: 4
Coding region: 1-1227 (408 amino acids)
Source: RefSeq, a predicted model, not a curated record
AUGUCUCCAUCUUAUGAUAUGAUCUUGUGUUCUAGCCCAACAACCAUUUUUCGACGUUUUGAUAUUCACGAAAUUAAUUCUGCAAGGAUCGCCAGCCACGUUGGAACACGUUGCAUCAGUGUUUCACAGUGGCUCAAGAGAAAAAGUCGAAACAGUCUCUUUGCCAAACGUGGGUCACCACUACUUUCAUUUUUCCACAGCUUUGUACUCCAACGUCUCAACAUAAAUCCGUAUGCCAGCGCUGUAACACUACUCUCCGCCGCCGAUGGUACAGUUAUGGUCAACACCACAAAUUAUUUGACUGAAGUCUAUGAGAACUGGAAUAUCACAACGCAUUCCUGGUACAAGCCAGGUUUCAGUCUACCGCAAAUCCUAAAUACUGCAAUGGAACUGACACAGAAUACUAUGAAUGUUGAUCGCAACACAUCUUCAUUGGGUGGGCGAUCACUGAUUGCCUUGCUUGUGCCUAGCCCAGUUGCCUUCGUGCCCGAUUGGGAUAUGCGCUAUGCACUAAACUUUCUGCAGCAUCUCAACUACACAGUGCCGGAUUUACAUUUUCUCUACUAUGGUGGCGGUGCGCUCAUACGCUUCAAAGAUCUCGUACCUAAUCCACAUAAGGAUCUCUUUCCACUCGGAGAGGAAUUCGAUGCAUGGACAGCGGGAACACCGGUUGUUAGACGCAUACGUGAAAUUCCACGUCGUUUGGUGAAUCCACGUUGUGGCGCCGCUAUGUACGCCAGCUCGACGGGCCCCAAUGAGAUGGUGCAAUAUGUGCGCACGGGUGGCAUUAAUUUUUACCGCAUUAUGCCGAACUACUUCUUCGGCUACACAAGUAUGCGCUACCUACGCAUAAGCCCAUUGAGCGCAAUAUCUUUCACUGUUUGCAGUUCGCGUACAAAUCCAUUGCCCUAUCGUAAGGAUGGCGGGGAUGCGGCGGAGCAGGUCUGUGGUCAGACAGCCGCCACUAACGGUUACGCUGUGGACUUGAGUGAACUUUGUGUUGGCUACACGUACAUCGAUGACUGUCCACCGUUGUAUGUGUCCGUGCAGGCUCAACACUUUACCGGUAGCAGCCAGUUAUCCUGCACCAACCCUGCUUGCCAGUGGCCCGAUGAGGCGCAAUUUCUCGUUUAUGUGAAUUAUUUAGUUUGUAAUACAGCUGCGAAAUUGACAAUGACGUCAGCUGCAGCAGCAGUUCUAUUCAUUGGUAUUUUAGUACAAAUCUAG